AGAGUUCAGGUCCGGGGUGUUUCGGCGAUAGCGAGGCAGCGAAUCGGGAAAGGGUGAAGAGAGCCGUGUUUUAUAUUUGUGUUUUGUCUUAUUUCGCGUUUUAAUUUUCCGAUUGUUUUAUUUAUUAGUUUUUCACCCCAGUGGUUCGUUCUUCACCACGGAUCAAAGAUGCAGGAGUUGAUCGCCACGGUAGAUCAUAUUAAAUUUGAUCUGGAGAUUGCCGUUGAGCAGCAGCUGGGAGCUCAACCUCUGCCUUUCCCGGGCAUGGACAAGUCCGGUGCCGCUGUGUGCGAGUUCUUCCUGAAAGCUGCCUGUUUAAAAGGUGGGAUGUGCCCUUUCCGGCACAUCAGCGGAGAGAAGACGGUGGUCUGCAAACACUGGCUGAGAGGGCUCUGCAAGAAGGGGGACCAGUGCGAGUUCCUGCACGAGUAUGACAUGACUAAGAUGCCCGAGUGCUAUUUCUACUCCAAAUUCGGAGAGUGCAGUAAUAAGGAAUGCCCAUUCCUGCACAUUGACCCUGAAUCAAAGAUUAAAGACUGCCCCUGGUAUGACCGAGGAUUCUGCAAGCACGGUCCCCAAUGUAGACACAGACACACUCGGAGAGUCAUCUGUGUCAACUACUUGGUUGGCUUCUGUCCAGACGGACCCAACUGUAAAUUCAUGCAUCCCCGUUUUGAGUUACCUAUGGGAACUUCAGACCAGCCACCAUUACCACAGCAACAACAGACACAGCAAAAGCAAAACAUUCAACCCAUGAAUCAGAGGUCUUCAUCGUUGAUCCAGUUAACCAACACCAGUUCAAACUCCAACCACCAGAGGGCGCCACAGGUUAUUGGGGUGAUGCAGUCCCACAAUAACGCAACUGGCAACAGGGGGCCGCGGCCUCUAGAUCAAGUCACAUGUUACAAGUGCGGCGAGAAAGGCCACUACGCUAACAGAUGUACGAAAGGGCACCUGGCGUUCCUGAGUGGACAGUAGUUCUCCUCGUCACUUGCACACAGACGGCAAGCUCACAGGGAAGCUGGAGUGGUUCUUUCACCCACAUAAAUAGCAGUUUAGGACGAGUGCCAGGGGCUCUGUGACACUCUUGUUCAUUUAAGUGGCAAGGCACAGACUGAGGAACUCCAUUUGACUUGUCAUAUUCACUGUGUCCUUUUUAAUGGAGAUAGCUGAUGUACAGCCUUCCACCAAGAGCUGCAUUUUGAAAUUGUUCUGUCAAUGUUGCAGUAGACCUGAAGCUUAGUGCUGGCUUCCCUUUUCUCAUGUGGAAUGAGGGGAAUAAUUAAGAUAACUGUGUGACCACUUAAGUUCAUGUAUUUGGAUUUUCAAUGAAAAUGUACCUCUGUCCCCAAGGCAUAAAACUUGCAGUAAGCAAGGCACUCCGGAACUUCAUUAAAACAACUCUCAAUUGUGUAAAAGAUAUAUGAACACAAAAUGAGCCCAACAUUCUCUGUUAUUUUCCUUCGACGGGAUGAAGUUGUAAUUAUUAAUUCUACUGCAUGUGGCAUAUUGAGGCAUAUGACAGGGUGGUAAAGGCAGGUGUAACAGAAGUAUGUAUUUUUUUAUGUACAGGUAAAGACAGAAGCCGCCCAAAAACACCUAGUCAUUUUGAUUUAUGUCGGAGUUUUUGUAUUUUUUUAUAGUAGGAUGUUAAAAAUACUUUGUUAAAUAAUUAUGAGAAAAACUGCUUUGUGCAAUUUUUUUUUUGUUCUUUUAAUUUAACCCACAAACUCCAAUGGGUUCAGACAGGAUGAAUUACCUCCACUGAAUGAAGAUCCCGGAAUGCUGCUGGUUGCUGUGCACGCCAGCUCUAUAGGACCAGCCCUAGGGCAAAUUUACAAGGAUAUGCUAUAUCAUUUUUUUUCCCUUCAUGCUGCAUUACAGUACUUGAAGGCAAAGCUCUUUUGGAAAAUCAUAGUCUUUAAGUAAUCUCACUUAAUUUCUUUGCAUUUUUUUUUGUUAGAAAUUGCUUAUCCGGUUAAAUUAAGGGGGCAUAAUGUGUAAACCCAGAGUGCACUUGAGCCAAAAUGCUGUGGUUAACACCUGUAGUACUAAAAUAGGCUAUGCAAUCUUUAAUAACCAAGUAGACAGAAAUUCAGUUUAACAUCUCAUCUGAACAACAGCACCUCCUACUGUACAACACUGCCAUAUUAACACGUUUAGAAAUGCCCAGAAGGAAGUGUGCCACCUUCUGGCACACAAGUUUUCCUUGGGAUAAAGAUUGGGUUAACAUAUCAGGAACUUAAAUUCUCCAUCCAUUUUCUGACCACUUUAUCCAGUACAGGGUUGCAGGGGAUCCAGAGCCUAUCCCGGCAAGCACUGUGUGCAAAGCAGGACACUCCCUGCAUGGGACAUCAGUCGAUCACAGGGACUGGAACUAAUCUAGUGUUAUUUUUUAACCCCUUGCACACUUCUGCCUUUUAAAGUUCAGUUCAUUUUUUUCUCAACACUUUUUCUUCAAAUUAAAGAAUGGAAAAACACCCAAAUAGAUUGAGAUUUUUCCUUCCUGCUAAACAUCAAGCAUGUACCACUCAACUCAAUGAACAUUAGCCAUUUUUAAGUCACCAUGUGGAAAGUUAAAAUCAUUGCACUUUCCUCUGUAACAUUAAUAUUUUCUUUUGUCUGGUGCUGCUUACUACAGUUGAUUCAGCAGGGCUGUACUUAUCCUGAUGGAUAUACCCGUAAGUGUCACUGAGUUAGUCAAUUGUUCUUAAAUGGUUUUUGGGAUGUUUUGUAAUAAAGAUAAGUGUCAGAA
Messenger RNA from Lepisosteus oculatus (spotted gar), 2755 nucleotides. It is a transcript of the gene cpsf4, whose product is annotated as cleavage and polyadenylation specific factor 4. Lineage: Eukaryota; Metazoa; Chordata; Actinopteri; Semionotiformes; Lepisosteidae. Gene Ontology annotation, molecular function: zinc ion binding; RNA binding. The record is from RefSeq and is a predicted model, not a curated record.